Molecule: messenger RNA, 849 nt
Organism: Ceratina calcarata
Lineage: Eukaryota; Metazoa; Arthropoda; Insecta; Hymenoptera; Apidae
Exons: 2
Coding region: 1-756 (251 amino acids)
Molecular function (GO): ATP binding
Source: RefSeq, a predicted model, not a curated record
AUGGUGCAACCAUAUCUGUACGACGAUUUCUCUGGAAAAAUUGCAACCUUUCCAACCAUAAAUGAAUUAAAAUUGCAAGCAGAACAGGAAUUUGUCAACUCCUACGGCCUGUUCCCUACUUGCGCUGUAUACGCGCCGGGUUGCCUUACUAUAGCCGGCAAGUGUACCGAUCUUGCGGAAACACACGUUCCUGGAUUUCAAAUUGUGAUCGCCAGCACAUUGCCGAUAAAACGAGGCCUGGGAAGCAAAUCCUCCCUUGUCGUUGCGCUGUUCACUUUUCUCGAAGCGAUGACCAACACCUAUGUGGGGAAUACUAUGGAGAAAACGUUGGCCUGCGUCUUGGCGAAAAAAAUAGCGACGGGCACUUACAAAGUUCGUAUAACAGACAUUGCUACCUCGGUUAUCGGUAGCGAAGGCAAGAUCUACGCGGUCGACGCGCGGAACCUCGACGUGUUCGAACAUCCUUGGAUCGGCAUCGACGUCGAACUGAUCCUCAUCGAGCUGGGCGAAGCUGAAAAAAGACUCUUGUACCUGAACGACGUACGCUACAAAGAGAUUAUGACCGUGAUGAACACGACGCCUCGGUGGCGUACGCAUCCGGACGGUAUCCUUCGUAUUAUGGACCUUUUAUUCGCCCGGGAAACGAUGGACAUGGUCAGGGGGGUGAUCGAUAAGGAUAGAAGAAUAGCGGAAAUGACUGACGCUAUCGAAAAGGAACAGUGGAAUAAAUUGGGUAUUGAAUCAGACAACGUAUAAUUCAGUUUGAUUAACAACGUGAUAUUUUCCAUUGCGUAGUAAUAAUGUCGUAUAAGAUAAUCAAUAUAAGCAAUUAUUUUACAUAGCUUGUUA